Molecule: messenger RNA, 3730 nt
Organism: Carlito syrichta (Philippine tarsier)
Lineage: Eukaryota; Metazoa; Chordata; Mammalia; Primates; Tarsiidae
Gene: ZNF436
Product: zinc finger protein 436
Exons: 3
Coding region: 383-1795 (470 amino acids)
Biological process (GO): regulation of transcription by RNA polymerase II; central nervous system development
Cellular component (GO): nucleus
Molecular function (GO): DNA-binding transcription factor activity, RNA polymerase II-specific; RNA polymerase II cis-regulatory region sequence-specific DNA binding
Source: RefSeq, a predicted model, not a curated record
CUGCCGGAAAGGACCCUGACUUGAGAUGGGGAGCGGAGGCGUUUUGUGGGCUGGGCUGAGAGCCUCCUCCCUGAGACAGCAUCGGCCUGACCCGCGGCGCGGGAGGGACCCAGCCAGGGGGCAGUCCUAGUAGAUUCCGGCAGUGCCUCCACCCCGUGGUGGCGGAGACACAGAGGGCGGGUCGCGCCCGGGGGUCAGGGAGGAGAGUGACCCGGCCCCGAUCCAGGGCCCUCCCCGCCCGCUUUGCGGCCAGAACUCCAGCCCUGGGGAGUGGGCAGGGCCUGUUUUCCGUGCCUCACGCCCUGCUUUUCGCCUCCUUCAGCGCUGUCUGCUAGCUGCUUUUCCUGCUCUCUCUCCCGGGAGGCGAACCCUUGUGCCCGAGAUGGCAGCCACCCUGCUCAUGGCUGGGUCCCAGGCACCUGUGACAUUUGAAGAUAUGGCCAUGUACCUCACCCGGGAAGAAUGGAGACCUCUGGACCCAACACAAAGGGACCUUUACAGGGAUGUAAUGCAGGAGAAUUAUGGAAAUGUUGUCUCAUUAGAUUUUGAGAUCAGGAGUGAGAACGAGGUGAAUCCAAAGCAGGAGAUUAGCGAAGAAGUAGAAUUUGGGGCCACAUCUGAAAGACCUGUUGAGAAUGCUGAGGAAAAUCCUGAAAGUGAAGAGACCUUUGAAAGCGGAGAUAGGUCAGAAAGACAGUGGGGAGAUUUAACAGCGGAAGAGUGGGUAAGCUAUCCUCUCCAACAAGUCACUGAUCUGCUUGUCCACAAAGAAGUUCACGCAGGCAUCCGAUAUCAUAUAUGUUCUCAUUGUGGAAAGGCCUUCAGUCAAAUCUCAGACCUUAAUCGACAUCAGAAGACCCACAGUGGAGACAGACCGUAUAAGUGUUAUGAAUGUGGAAAAGGCUUCAGUCGUAGCUCACACCUUAUUCAGCAUCAAAGAACACACACUGGGGAGAGACCCUAUGAUUGUAAUGAGUGUGGGAAAAGUUUUGGAAGAAGUUCUCACCUCAUUCAGCAUCAGACAAUCCACACUGGAGAGAAGCCUCACAAAUGUAACGAGUGUGGGAAAAGUUUCUGCCGACUUUCUCACCUAAUCCAGCACCAAAGGACACACAGUGGGGAGAAACCUUAUGAGUGUGAGGAGUGUGGGAAAAGCUUCAGCCGGAGCUCUCACCUAGCUCAGCACCAGAGGACCCACACAGGUGAGAAGCCUUAUGAGUGUAAUGAAUGUGGCCGAGGCUUUAGUGAGAGAUCUGAUCUCAUCAAACACUAUCGAGUCCAUACGGGGGAAAGGCCCUACAAGUGUGACGAAUGUGGGAAGAAUUUCAGUCAGAACUCCGACCUUGUGCGCCAUCGGAGAGCCCACACAGGAGAAAAGCCGUACCACUGUAAUGAAUGUGGGGAGAAUUUCAGCCGCAUCUCACACUUGGUUCAGCACCAGAGAACCCACACUGGAGAGAAGCCAUAUGAAUGCAACGCUUGUGGGAAAAGCUUCAGCCGGAGUUCUCAUCUCAUCACACACCAGAAAAUUCACACUGGAGAGAAGCCUUAUGAGUGCAAUGAGUGUUGGCGAAGCUUUGGUGAAAGGUCAGAUCUAAUUAAACACCAGAGAACCCACACAGGAGAAAAGCCCUAUGAGUGUGUGCAGUGUGGAAAAGGAUUUACCCAAAGCUCCAACCUCAUCACACAUCAAAGAGUUCACACAGGAGAGAAGCCUUAUGAAUGUACUGAAUGUGAAAAGAGUUUCAGUCGGAGCUCAGCUCUUAUUAAGCAUAAGAGAGUUCAUACUGACUAAGUCCUAUAAUUAUGGUGACUGAGAAAUGAUUCAUUUGAAGAUACAAUUUCAUUUGAUAUCAAUGAGCUCCCUCAAGACUAAACAUCUUUUACCAUACUCACUUUCCUAGUUGUGGGCCACAAUUUAAAACAUCAAAGAAGACAGCUCAUUUGAAAAUCAGACCCACAGCUUUAGGAGUGUUAUCCCCUCCUCCAAAGUCAUGAUUUUUAUUCACUCAAUGGAUUAUUCCAUCAAAAUCAGCCCCACAAAGUACUAGAAAUCUGAAGACCAGGGGACAAAUGCUGGUGAAUGCCCAGACCUGGAAGUGGAGUAAAUCUUUAAAAGCUAUUUCUCCCAUCCUUGGCCCAAAGAACUAUGCUAGGGGAAAUGUGGGGUUGUAAUAGGGUGGUCAUGGCUGCUUUGGAAAAAGGCUACUAGAGACUCAUCCCUAAUUGCCACACCAUAGUAGUUGGGCACACACAGCUUCACUUCCAAAGGUCUUUUUCCUUUAGUUGCUCAUGCAUUUGUAUCUUUGCAUCUUCCUGAGAGCAGGAUUCUGCAUGAUGAAAGCAAUGAUUUUAACUUCACUCUUUCUCAUUAUUUCUAAUUAACUUGUUUAAAGUUUGCAUCUUUGUGAAUGUGAAAGCUAAUUGAAGAUACAGUUUGAAAGGAAGAAUAAGACAUGUUUGGGGACCAAGGACCCAUCAAUGGUGGUGACUUUAGCAAAAGAUGCCCACUGUUGUUACUACCAUUAAUCAGAUUUAUGAAUUUUCUUUAGGGAUCAAUAUAGGGAACAUUGUAGGGAAAAUAUCUUCAAGGAAGAUAGGACCAUAAGUGACAGUGGAGGGUAAGGAAGCACAGAGGUCCUUCCCAAGGAACAUAGCUCAUCUCUGUGUUCUUUCCCCCCUAAUCUAAGAUCAAUUCUUCCUAUCCUGAUAACUCUAGGAUUUGAUAAGGCCCAUAUCCCAGUGUUUAUCUUAGCUUGCAUCAGGGCAUGUGUAUGUACAGUGAAAUGUGUAUUCUUGUGAAUUUCUAAUAGCAGAAACUGAAUUUACACAGAAUUAGCAUGUUCUUGGGUGAUGUGGUUCAUGUGACAGCACUACAGACAUAACUCCAAUGUGAGAAAUGUCCUUUUUUUCAUUUUUUAUGAAAAAAAUUUAAACACUAGUGCUCUAAUGUGCACUCUCCUGUAAGGCACUUGUUUAUAUGUGUUUGUCAGUUGUGGGAGAUAAUGACCAGACAGGUUGAUUCUCCUGUUCUCAGAUUGAAUUAUCUUCUCUGGCAAUGAAGAACUCUUUGACCUAGUCAGAAAGAAUUAAUAAUCCUAGGUAGGAAUGUAUUUCCAUACUCCCAGCCUACAGAUAUAAGUGGUUAAGAUAAGAGUUGAUGCAAUUUAAUCCCAGUAGUGUGAGUUCUCCUAACCUCAAGCCAGGUAGGAAUUAGGAUGUAUCCCAAAUGUUGAUGCUUAUCCAAGCGUGUGGGAGUGGAAGGGAAUUUGUGUCCAGGAGAAGGGAGUAAGUAAUAUCUUUUCUUUUAAGAGUGCCCCAGUUUAUUUCUACUGUGCUUUAUUGUGAAUAUUGUAACAUUUAAAAAAUGUUUUUUGCCAUAGCUCUGUGGGACUUGAUAUUAAAGGAGCCAGCGGUCUCUCUUGAGUAGUGUACUAUAUAUAAUGAGUUAUUUGACCCACAGCUCUAUGGGACUUCAUUACUUGCUAAUGACACAACCUUGAAAGUGACAAUAUAAAACCAAUCUACUACAGGGAUUUCUUCAUGUUGCCACUCCUACUUAAGUACAAACUUGGGCAGGGAGCAUGUUUUUCUAUACAAAAUCUAGCAGAUUGUGGGUAUUCAUAUUUUAAUUGUUGGGUGACACAUAUGUUCUUGCUGACUAAGCUCAAAUAUGUCUUUUCCCAUAUCUGUUGCUGAUGACUUUAAUAAAUAUCAAAGUUCUCCUGUU